Molecule: messenger RNA, 1029 nt
Organism: Oppia nitens
Lineage: Eukaryota; Metazoa; Arthropoda; Arachnida; Sarcoptiformes; Oppiidae
Product: endo-1,4-beta-xylanase A-like
Exons: 2
Coding region: 23-1018 (331 amino acids)
Biological process (GO): carbohydrate metabolic process
Molecular function (GO): hydrolase activity, hydrolyzing O-glycosyl compounds
Source: RefSeq, a predicted model, not a curated record
UUAUAUCAUUUACUUUGCAAAAAUGUCUUUAUUUAAAACAUCAAUUGUUUUGGUUUCACUAUUAUUUGUGUGCAUAGAAGCGCACUUACGUGAUAAGGCUAAACAAAAAUAUAUUGGGACAGCACUGGCAGCACAUGCACUGUCCGAUCCAGAGUACAAUCAGAUGGCGGGCGCAGAGUUUAAUAGUGCGUCGCCUGAAAAUGAGAUGAAAUGGGCGGCACUGGAGACCAGUCGCGGACACUAUAACUUUGGUGACGCCGACAAACUUGUCGCUUACGCACAACAACACGACAUGAAAAUGCGUGGACACACCUUCUUAUGGCACCGGAGGAUACCGGCCUAUGCAGAGGCACUUCAUGGAAAUAAAGCAGAACUCGAGAAAGUAGUCAAAGAGCACAUCACAAAAGUUGCCACACAUUUCAAGGGUAAGAUAUAUGCCUGGGAUGUGGUUAAUGAAGUGCUCAACGAAGACGGAUCGGGCAAUAAGUUGAGGAAAGGCCUAUUUUUGGAUACAUUGGGUCCGAGCUAUGUUGAGGAGGCUUUCCGUACGGCACACGCAGCUGAUCCAAACGCCAAACUCUAUAUCAAUGAUUACGGUAUUGAAGGCAAAAACAAAAAGAGUGAUGCCUUGUAUGAGUUGGUAAAAGAGUGGAAAGCAAAAGGUGUGCCCAUACAUGGUGUGGGAGUUCAGGCCCACUUCAGAGAGGGUGGCGUUGCCUCCACAUUACACGAAAAUUUGAAACGAUUUGCUGAUUUAGGCUUAGAUGUAGCCAUAACUGAGCUGAAUAUAAGAUAUAAGCUACCAGGGUCGGCAGAUAAAAAGGCUAAACAAGCACAAGACUAUGAAAAGGCAUUCUCCGCCUGUAAAACCAUUCCUCGAUGUGUUGGCGUUACGGUCUGGGGAUUCACUGAUAAAUACUCAAAUAUAUUUGAUAAAGGCUAUGGGGAACAGGAGCUCUGGGAUCAACAUUAUAAACCUAAGAGUGCUGUGAAUGCGGUUGAAAAAGAACUCAUAUAAAAAAUAGAUGA